Messenger RNA from Amaranthus tricolor (Joseph's coat), 1264 nucleotides. Its product is annotated as RING-H2 finger protein ATL66-like. Lineage: Eukaryota; Viridiplantae; Streptophyta; Magnoliopsida; Caryophyllales; Amaranthaceae. Bases 281 to 811 code for a protein of 176 amino acids. The transcript has a single exon. The record is from RefSeq and is a predicted model, not a curated record.
UUAGAACUUGUAGAUGUAUAUUAGAAAAAUUAGUGAAAAAUAAUGUGACAAAAUACAAAAAGAAAAGAGAUUUUAUGGGGGUAUAUGGAGAGCCCUCUCAUUGCUGAAGCUCUUAGUCCUUUAUCCCCCGUUCCCCACCACAUCUAUUUACCCUUUAUUUCUCCAAACAACCCUAUAAACAUCCCAACAAGGGUCACAUGCCCAAUUCAUUUUGUCAAACCCAUAAAACAAAUCACCCACCCUUCACUCUCCCUCCCCCACACUUCCCAAAAUCUGAAUCAUGUAUCGCCGCCUCUUAAGCCACCUUUCCCAACUCUCCACCGACGAAAACCACCAUUUACUUCACUGGCAUUACUCCGAAUUCGACGAUCACAACUUCCAAAUCCAUGGCCAAACCCUCUUUUACCUCUUUAUACUCUUCUCCAUUAUACUUCUUGUUACUCUUCUCUUACUCUACGCGCGUUGGUAUUUCCGUUUCCGACAUGUCCACCACGCGCACUACCCUCACGUGCCUCACGCGCCGUCGUCACGUGCUGUUGUUUGUCGUGGGUUAGAUCCUGUAGCGAUCAAAUCUAUGCCGAUAAUUCUUCAUCAAAGAUCGACGGUUGGUAGGGAAGAUGAAAUGGAAUGUUGUAUUUGUUUAGGUGUUUUUGAAGAAGGCGAUAAGGUUAAGGUUUUGCCUAAAUGUGACCACAGAUUUCACUCGGAUUGUGUAGAUCGGUGGCUCAGUACUCAGUCGAGUUGUCCGCUUUGUAGACUGUCUUUCCGAGUUGAAUCGGCUACUGACUCAGUAGUAUUAGAACAAGUGUGAGUUUCUUUUUUUGGUUUUGAAUCGAGAGAAUUUCCCACUUGUUUUAAUUUGUGGGUUUGGUAGAGGAAGAUCUUGAAGCAACCCAUAUUCACAAAAAAUGUGAUUUUGUGGCUGUGAAUUUUUCUUUUUUUUUUAAUAAUAUUUUGUAAAAUGGGAAUAAAUUAAUUAAUUUAGAGCUUUUUUUAAAAAAUUAUUUGGUUGUAUAUUAAUGGAAAUCAAACAAUUUUGCAGCUCUUUUAAUUAUAGACAAUAUCAACCUUUGUAGUAUUAUUCCUAACUAGAGAAUUUUAUUCUUAUUAUCAAUAGUUAUUUUUCUAAAUUAUUUUAUAUUAUUGCCUAAAUUUUCCAUUCAUUUUGAGCGAAUUACGAAUUAAUUUAUAAAAUUAAAUAUUAAAUUAUGUUAGCAAAUUACGAAUUAUAAAAUUGAUUCUAGUGCCUUUCAAGGUCUAACCA